AUGUUACAGGAAACCAACUGGACAACAAUCAAAGAGUUUAUUAUUGUGGGCUUCCCAACUCUCCACCCUGAUUAUUAUGGCCUGGUCUCGUUCAUAUUUUGCAUUGUGUAUGUCACCACAGUUGUAGGGAACUCUGUUCUAGUGGUAACAUUUGUGUAUGUGCCCAGUCUCCAUAAACCUAUGUACAUUAUCAUGUUGAGUUUGGCUCUGUCUGACAUAGGAUUCAGCACUGUUACAUUGCCCAAAAUAAUUGCACUUUACUGGUUUGGUGAUAAAUUCAUACCAUUUCAUGCGUGCUUCACACAGAUGUUACUGGUCCAUGUCUUUGGGACUGUGAACUCUUAUAUUAUGGGGAUUAUGGCUAUGGAUCGUUACAUAGCCAUAUGUUUUCCUCUCAGAUACCCGGUGGUUAUGACAAAUCGUACCAUGACUAUCCUUAAUUGUGUUGCCUGGGCAAUAUCCUUUAUUACACCUGGCAGCAUGACCAUCUUGAAUUAUAUGUUACCAUAUUGUGGGCCAAACCAUAUCUAUCAGUGUUACUGUGAUCAUAAUUCUGUCGUCACACUUUCGUGUGGUGACCCCAGUUUGGUAAAGCUGGUAGCCUUUGUACAAGCCAUGCUGGUGCUUUUGAUACCCUUAGCUUUCAUCAUCUACUCCUACAUCCACAUAAUAGUCAGUGUAGCAAAAAUAUCCACUUCACAGAGCCGGUGGAAAACCUUCUCCACCUGCAUCACACAAAUGUGCAUAAUCAGUCUUUACUAUCUGCCACGCUGCACUGUCUAUAUAUUCAACAUAGCUGGACUCUAUAUUGACCUUGAUCUCCGCAUUACACUAAUCCUCUUCUAUAGUCUGUUUCCUCCUCUUGCAAACCCGUUCAUUUACUGCCUCAGAACAAAAGAGAUCAAACAAACACUGAAGCUUCUUUCCAAACGCACUUUGGAACAACUUUCGAUAAAAAUCAAGCUGUAG
Sardina pilchardus (European sardine) is the source of this 969-nucleotide messenger RNA. Its product is annotated as olfactory receptor 2AT4-like. Bases 1 to 969 code for a protein of 322 amino acids. Lineage: Eukaryota; Metazoa; Chordata; Actinopteri; Clupeiformes; Clupeidae. Gene Ontology annotation, molecular function: olfactory receptor activity; G protein-coupled receptor activity. Gene Ontology annotation, cellular component: membrane. The record is from RefSeq and is a predicted model, not a curated record. Gene Ontology annotation, biological process: G protein-coupled receptor signaling pathway. The transcript has 2 exons.